Molecule: messenger RNA, 1452 nt
Organism: Glycine soja
Lineage: Eukaryota; Viridiplantae; Streptophyta; Magnoliopsida; Fabales; Fabaceae
Product: zinc-finger homeodomain protein 11-like
Exons: 1
Coding region: 241-1110 (289 amino acids)
Biological process (GO): regulation of developmental process; regulation of DNA-templated transcription
Cellular component (GO): nucleus
Molecular function (GO): transcription cis-regulatory region binding; DNA-binding transcription factor activity
Source: RefSeq, a predicted model, not a curated record
AAACCUCAGAUUUUGUCAUGACUUCACAUUACAAAACCAUCAUCAUCACCACCAUAAUGUUCCACCUCCAUCAUCGCCACCCCUUUCAAAGUCUUCAACUUUAGAUUCGUUUUUUUUUUAUUCUCAUAACACAAUUCAACCCUUAAAGAACACUUUAAAAAACAUGUCAAAACUAUAACCCCUUUUCUCUUUAUUUUUUUCCCUGUUAUAUCAAUCACUUCUUUACACAAACUCACAUACAUGGACCUAACCAAGGACACAAAUUCUCAAACCCCUCCACAACCCAACACCACCACAAACGGUUCCCUCAAGCACCACCACCACCACCCAACCACCGUGUCACCGCCGCAACAGCCACCCUCCACGACGGUUUUCUACAAAGAGUGCCUCAAAAACCAUGCAGCCAGCAUAGGUGGUCACGCGCUUGAUGGGUGCGGUGAAUUCAUGCCCUCUUCUUCAUCCAACCCCAAUGAACCGCGCUCGCUAACGUGCGCCGCGUGCGGAUGCCACCGUAACUUCCACCGCCGCCGCGACACACAGGAAAAUCAUCACCGCUCCAACUCCAGGCCCAAUUUCAUAAGCUUCUACCACUCUCCGCCGCUGUCUCGUCACGGGCCGGGCCUGAGCCCAACUCCAAGCCCGAUGUCGAGCCCAAGCCCCCCGCCAAUCUCGCAUCAUUUCCCACCUUCCUCCCACCAUUUCCAAGGUCCAAUACCGGCCCACGGGCUUUUGGGCCUUGGAAAUGAAAAUCACCAUCAUCACAUGAGUUUUAAUUUUAACUCUUCUUCCCACUCCACCCAAGGAAACACGAGUGGAAAGAAGAGGCAUAGGACCAAGUUCAGCCAUGAACAGAAACAAAAAAUGUACAAUUUCGCCGAGAAAUUGGGUUGGAGAAUGCAGAAAGCAGAAGAAGGAUUGGUGCAAGAUUUCUGCAACGAGAUUGGCGUUUCAAGAGGGGUCUUCAAGGUGUGGAUGCACAACAACAAGAACACUUCUGCCAGGAACAAAUCGUUGGAACCAGGUGAAAAAAUCAAUGGCACUGGUACUCAUAGUAAUAAUAAUAAUAAUCAUCCUUACAACACAAACAGCACCAACGAUGACACUCACUGAAGUUAAUUAAGGUAGUUUUUUUUUUUUUUUUUGUCUAUUUUCAUGUUUCUGAUUAUGGAUCAUCGUUAAUUGUCCUAAUCUUGAUCCGUUGAGAAACUUAGAAUUGGGAAUGGAGCAAGUAGAAAAUUCAAAAAUUGGAUACUAGUUUGUGAUAGUUUUUGUUUAUUAAUAUUUCGAUAAUUUUUUUUUUUUGGGGUUAAUAUUUCAGCUUAGGCUGAAGAGGAAUCUUUUGUUGUUUUUUUUUUUAGUUGUUACUGUUAAUUCCAUAUGCUAUGACAGUUUGUUUUUGUUGAUAACCUCUGAAAUUAAUUAAUGUCAUUUCAUAAAUGUUUCACCCUCUUC